Messenger RNA from Salpingoeca rosetta, 5906 nucleotides. RefSeq lists its product as uncharacterized. The transcript has 3 exons. The coding region runs from base 1 to 5469 and encodes 1822 amino acids. Gene Ontology annotation, molecular function: proteasome binding; peptidase activator activity. The record is from RefSeq and is a predicted model, not a curated record. Gene Ontology annotation, biological process: proteasomal ubiquitin-independent protein catabolic process. NCBI's taxonomy places the organism in Eukaryota, Choanoflagellata, Craspedida, Salpingoecidae. Gene Ontology annotation, cellular component: nucleus; cytosol.
AUGCUCUCACCGCGCCGCUUCGUCCCAUGGGUCGUCGACCAGAUGUACUCUGGUCUCGAGAGCCUGGAGAGCCACCGGCUGAUUGCGACGCUGCUGCUGCUGAGCGGCAUCCCCAAGUUUCUCUUCUCGCCGACAUUUGUGCCCAACGGCGAUGCGCACCUCAUCCCGCUGCUGCACGCGCUCCUGCCCGCGCUUGACGUCAACGACCCCAACAAGUCGCUCGAGGCCAUGAACGUGCUCAUGGAGGUGACGCAGACGGUCACGUUUGUGGACUGUUCCAACGCCAUCCCGGACGACGCCAGCGCGGAGGAGCAGGAGGCCAUGGAGGCCACGUGCCAGAUUGAGUCGUGGCUGGACGCCUUCCUGGACACCAUGUUUGAGCUGGUGGAGAACAUGUCUGGGCUGAGCACGCCGGCCGGGUGGCGCAACGCGUCGCUGUCCUUUGACGCCAUGCUGCAGGGCGCGUUUAUGCAGCUCAGCCCCGAGCUGGCGAACCGGGCCGUGGACAAGACGGCGACGUGGCUGCUUACGCGGGCCGUGAACCGCUCCAACGGGUCCAUCAAGGCCGUCGCUCGCAGCGCAGCCAUCUGCAAUCCAAAGCGCAUGCUCGACAAGGUGCUGCCCACGCUGACAGAGAAGCUGCUGGACCUGUGCGCGCACGAGGCGACGAUUGACGAGGCGAAGCGGGAGGUGAUGGGCCGCAUGACGCUGCUCGUGUCGUACCUCGACGUGUGGCGGAGCAUCAUCACCCAGCUGGACCCCGCGGUCAUGGAGCACAAGGACAGCAUCAUGGCCGUGUUCCGCGCCGUGCUGCGGCUGCGCGGCCAGGGGGCGGUGCAGCGGGCGGCGGAUACGCUGGGCGUGCUGCUGGAGCGGCUCACGCUGCCGUGGAUGCCGGACAGGUCCGCCGUCACCGUGGAUGACCGGCAGGGGAAGACGGACAUCGACCCCGUGACCAUGUUCCGGCGCAGGUUCUACUCUGGCAUGAGCGAGGACGAGGUGACCGAGAGCAUCUUCACGUACAAGUUCCUCAAGCCGCUGGUUGACGGCACGCUGGACCCGCGCUGGCGGAAGCCGACGGCGGAGACGCGUGCGUUUGCAGAGGAGCUGGUGGCGGCGUUCUACGACGACGCCGUCGCCUUUCUCAGGGAGUGCACCACCAAGACGAGCAAGGAGGCCGCAGCCACGGUGGACCGCGACAUGCUGCGCACGGCCCUCUCCAUUGUGGAGUGCGUGGCAGACACGCCGACGGUGGUGUGGCCGUUCACGGCGGACAAGUUUGAUGCGCAGGAGGGCGGCAUCCCCGGCGCCCCCUUCAAGACGCAGCCGCCGCGGCACUGGGUGGAGCCGACGUGCGAGCGGGCACAUGAGCGGCGCGGGGAGCUGAUUGAGGUGCUCACGGCGCUGGUGCCGUGGGCCAUGGAGCACCGCGCGUCGGACGUCAAGGUGCUCAAGGCGUGUGUCAUCUGCGCACAGGUCACGCUGGUGCCGAGCACACGCGCGCAGUCGCGCAUUGCGGGCGCGGUCGGGCACGUCGGCGAGACGUCGACGGCGUUGUCGCGGGCAUACCUGAUGGGAAUGCUGGAGGAGCUUGACGCUGCGCGGUACGACAUGGACCUGGUGGUGCAGCCGCUGCUGGCCACGGACGUGCCGCUGGUGCAGGCCAUUGUGGAGACGCUGCGGUCGCCGCUGCCGGACGUGCGGUUUGUGGCGGAGCACGUGCUGCUGCAGAUUUCCGACCUGUGCUGGAACCGCGGCGUGCCGCUCAUCUUCGACAUGCUGCUCGAGCUGUGGGACCAGGUGCGCACAGAUCCCGUGGACGACGCAAAGCACGCGCUCAUGGGGGUGCUGGCGCUGCUCUCCACGCCGACCAUGAGCGGAUGGACCGCGCAGGACAGCGGCCGUCUCCUGCGCGUGUACCGCCUGCUGCGCCAGUGCACCCACUUUGAGGACCAGGAACUGUACGACCAGCUCAACGCGUUUGCGGCGACACAGUGCUCCAACCUGCCCGGGUUCCCAUGGCCCGUGCCGCACUCGCCAUCGUGCCUGCAGGCAGCCCACCGCCUGCCAACCACCGCACGCCGCCAAAACAACGACAAGACGUCAAAGAGCGAGGCAGCCGAAACAGAACAGCAGCAGCAGCAAGAAGGUGCAGGAGAAGGGCGCAUGGAUACUGCGCAGGACGAAGGCGGGGCGAGUGCAUCUGGUGUUGACGCGUACGGGCGGCCGCGGCGCCGGCAGUCAAUUGUGCAGUGGCGCCGGGAGCAGUCGCACUCUACGCAGGAGGUGAUGCUGCUGGCCCUGGACGCCCUCAAGGCGCCAGACCUGACGUGGAAGCACAAGCUGUGGUUUGCCAGCGUGGCAGGCUUCCUUGCCUCUGCCACGGAGACGCUGCACCCGGAGGUGGUGGGCUUCCUCUUCCGCAACCUGGUGUCGGACGAGCCUGCGCUGCGGGAGGGCUGCCAGGUGGCCAUGGUGCGCGUGCUGCAGGCCCUCAAGACGCCCGUCGCAAAGGUGGACGUGCGCGUGACCCAGGACGGCGACGUGGUGGAGGUGAACGGCCCGUACUGCUGGCGCCGAGUCGCCUCUAUCGACCAGCCGUUCCGUGGCGACCUGGCCGACCUGCAGCAGCGCGACCAGGACCCAAGCUGCGGCGGCGGUACUGGCGGUGAUGGCGGUGGUGGCGGUGAUGGCGGUGAUGGCGCCGGCAACACCACGCCUGCACACCAAGACCAACAGCAGCAACAGCAGUCGUCGUCGUGGUCGUACAAGCAUCAGCACUUUGGGUACCGCAAGGACACGCGCGUGGUGUGCCCAAAGAUUGAUCCUGCAACCAUGCAGGUGCAGGACAUUGGGGAGGACGAGGUGUACUUUGACAAGCCGUUCUGGGGCUGGUAUGCGUGGCCGUCUGUGGUGCGCACCUACGCGCCGGAGAAGUACCAGAGCUUCGACCACUUUAUCGGCCGCCACCCGGCGCCCACGGAGAAGGACACCCGCGUUGGUGAGGACGGGGCGCCGGUGUCGCCGUGCAUGGACGUGGAGCACAUGCUGGCUGCGUCGCGGGCGGUGAUUGAGCUUGAGCUGCAGGACCCGGCCUUUCUGCACCGCCUCAUUGGCUUUCUCAAGGAGGACACGUUUACGAGCCUGAGGCGGGUGAGCCACCUGUUCAAGGGCCUCUUCCGCAACUACGGGUACGCGCUCGUGCCGCUGGUGCUGCCGGAUGUGGCGACGCUGUGCCAGUCGACGCUGCGGCAGGACCACCGCGCUGCCGCGGGCGUGCUGCUGGGGCUGCUGCGUGGCAGCAAGCACUGGCCGCGCGCAGACAAGGUGAAGAUGCGCGCGGAGGUUGAGCCGCUGCUGGAGGGCACGCUGCUGACCAUGCCGGCCUCUGUGAUGCGGGCGUGGACGGCGCUGGUGCAGCUGACGGUGUGCGAGCACGACCCGCGCCGCUCUGCGUGGCUGAUGAACCUGCUCCUGCGCAAGUACUUUGAGCCAGACCCCACGCGUACGGCGCUGCAGAAGAACGUGCUUGGGUCGGCGCUGUCGGCGGUGCUCGGGGAGCUGUCGUGGCGCGCGCGGCACAUCUCGCGGCUGGUGAUGGAGAAGGCAGCGGCCGAUGUCCCGCACGCGUACGGGCUGGUGCGGCAGACGGCCGUGGGCCUCAUUGUCUGCGGCUACACGGCGCUCGUGCCAACCAAGAACCCGCUCUGCACCACAGAGGCGACGACCGUGACAGCAGCCGCGGGAGGCGUCAAGGGCGGUGCACAAGGCAAGGAAGCGAGUGAAGGCGGCGUUGAGGACCAGGCUUCCAGCGCCAAGGGCGACCAGGCUGAUGCCGAGACUGAGGCUGAGAUUGAUGCUGAUGAGGAGGCGCAGUUCCUGGCGGCGUUCACGGCGUCGCUGAUGGCGCCCCUGCGUGCAGCCGUUGAGACGACGCCGACCACCCCAGCAGCGCACCUCGGCGAAGGCAAGUUUGAUGUCCUGAGCGAGAUUGGCGUGCCGGGCGAGAAGCGGGCUGUGGAGGCAGCGAAUGCUCGUGGGGACAUGGCAACCAAGCGCGCAGCCCUCAUCGCCAUGGACACGGAGGCUGAUGGUGGUGUUGCCGACAGCGACGCGGUUGCUGUUGACACGCGCGCGCACCGCCACCACCGCUUCCACCACGGCGGCCCCCGCGAGCAGCACACGCACCGCCCGCGCCCGCACCCGCAUCCGUCCAGCGGUCAGCCAGUAUCGCCGCCACCAGGCACAGGCGAAGGCGGCGAAGGUGUUGUGUUGUCUGUCCCCGAAAACGUGAGCUUUGAGGAGUUUCAGCAGCUCAUGCAGCAGCAGCUGGCGCAGCUGAAGAUUCCGAGCGACCAGGCCCAGCAGAUGAUGCGGCAGAUGCACGAGCAGGUCACCCGCCUCCACCACCAGCAGCAGCAGCAGCAGCAGCAGCAGCAAGGGCUGUCAUCACCGUCUCCACCACCGUCGUCGGUACCACAGCGCCUGCGCCCGCCCCCAACCCUGGUCCAGCAGCAGCAGCAGCAGCAGCAAGGUGGUGGCGCGAGUGGGAUGAGCACCACAACUGCGAGUGCUGCGGCCAGUGGGGGCGGGAGCCGCAGCAUCAGCCCUGCGAGCGGCGGUGGCGGCGACGACACGCUGCCGGAGGACGAGAAGCGGCGCCUCAAGGCCGUGUGCCACCUCAUUGGCCAUGCCAGCCGCUUUUCUUCGCAGCAGGAGAUUAUGGUGCUCUUCCUGGAGCACGCCGAGGUGCUGCUGGACUUGCUUGAGCGGGUGAGCGACAAGGACCUGUCCCGCAGCUGCAAGGUGAGCCUGCGCCGGAUGGUUGCGCACAGCACGGUUGAGUCUGGGCGCCGCCUGUGCAACUACCUGCAGGUGGGCGCGUGCACGUGGCACACCAAGGCGCUGGUGCUGUCGCUGCUGACGACGGUGGCGCGCAACACGUUCCCGCACGUCGAUCCGUGCGUGACGGAGACGACCAUGUCGCACCUGGAGGACCCGCAGGUGGAGGUGCAGCAGGCCGCGUCGCAGUGCGUGACGCUUCUGACGCGCAUGGGGGUGCUGCGCGGCAUUCCCUCGCUGCUGCAGGAGUUUAUGUCGCGGGCGGAGGCGAAGGUGCGGCGGGUGAAGCGCGCCCCCGUGGUGAGCAGCACGCCGCUCGGGCCCGAGCACCAGCCGCUGUCGGCCGAGGAGAAGGCAACGCUGCGGCGCAAGCACAGCGGCGUGCUGGGCGUGUCUGCCCUCAUUAACGCGCACCCGUACGACAUGCCAUCUUGGAUGCCAAAGGCGCUCCUCCUCCUCGCUGCCCACACCACAGACGUCAACCCAAUCAAGAGCACGGCAAACAAGGCGCUGACGCAGUUUUGGAAGACACACAAGGAGGCGUGGCACGAGAUGAAGAACCAGCUGACAGCAGAGGAGCAAACAACGCUGCAAGACGUGCUCAUCUCGCCAUCGUACUACGCUUAGAGCGACUUUGUCUGGUUGUCCACCUCGCUGUAGCUUGGGGGCUGACUGGAAGUUGAUGUCCGUGGUGCUGUUGCCGUUGGCGCUGGUGUCUGCAUGCUCGCUGACCCGAGUGCCGGGUAGAUGCCCCUCUCUUGUUGCAUCUGUGACACGGCCGUGUUGUACGAAGGCACGCGGUCCACCGGCCCGCCUUCCCCUGCUUGUUGUGGUGGUGGGAGUUGUGGUGAUAGUUGCUGUCCUGUGUAUGCGUAGUGUGGUUUGCUUUGGCUGUCGUUGCUGGAGCGGCUACGGUAGUCGUCAUUGUCAUCAUCGUCAUCAAUGUCAUGUCCGUCGUUGUCAUUGCCGUGCGCGUGCGUGUCUGUGCUUGCGUCGUUGCUGUGGUCGCGUCUCGAGGGGCGCGGGCUGCGGUGCUUUGCGUGAAUAGACAGUCUGUCAAACCA